CGCCGCCGCCGUCGCCGCCGCCCGGGCCGGCUCCGCGCCCCCUGGCCCCCCCCAGCCCCAGCCCCCCCUGCCCCCAUGGAGCCUGGGCUCCCCCGGAACCGGGGCCACUAGGACCCUCGGGCUCACAACCCCAGCCCCGGCCCCCAGUCCCCCCCAGCCCGGGGCCGGUUCCCGGAGCUGGGGGGCCGUCCUUGCCGGGACCCCGGCGUCCGGGGCCCCCCAGCCUUUGUGUGGGAGGGAGCGGCCGGCGGUCCGGGGGGCAGGGCUAGGGCCGGGACCGGGGGGGGCUUCCCCCCCGGGCCCUGCAGGAGAAGAUGUCUUCGCGGACGGCGUUGGCCCCGGGCAACGACCGGAAUCCUGACUCGCACGGCACCCUGAGCGGCGGCAGGUCCUCGGACAAGGGCCCCUCCUGGUCCAGCCGCUCCCUGGGCGCCCGCUGCCGGAACUCCAUCGCCUCGUGCCCGGAGGAGCAGCCCCAUGUCGGCAACUACCGGCUCCUCCGCACCAUCGGGAAGGGCAAUUUCGCCAAGGUCAAGCUGGCCCGGCACAUCCUUACUGGGCGAGAGGUCGCCAUCAAGAUUAUUGACAAAACCCAGCUCAAUCCCAGCAGCCUACAGAAGCUCUUCCGAGAAGUCCGAAUCAUGAAAGGCCUAAAUCACCCCAACAUUGUGAAAUUGUUCGAAGUCAUUGAGACGGAGAAAACCCUCUACCUGGUCAUGGAGUAUGCCAGUGCUGGGGAGGUCUUUGACUACCUCGUGUCCCACGGCCGCAUGAAGGAGAAAGAGGCGAGAGCCAAGUUUCGGCAGAUCGUCUCCGCCGUACAUUACUGUCACCAGAAGAACAUCGUGCAUCGGGAUCUGAAGGCUGAGAACCUGCUUCUGGACGCAGAGGCCAACAUCAAAAUCGCCGACUUCGGCUUCAGUAACGAGUUUACGCUGGGCUCCAAGUUGGACACCUUCUGCGGAAGCCCCCCAUACGCAGCCCCGGAGCUCUUCCAGGGCAAGAAGUAUGAUGGACCCGAGGUGGACAUCUGGAGCCUGGGGGUCAUUCUCUACACACUGGUCAGCGGCUCCCUGCCCUUCGAUGGCCAUAACCUUAAGGAGCUCCGGGAGCGGGUCUUGAGGGGCAAGUACCGGGUCCCCUUCUAUAUGUCCACAGACUGUGAAAGUAUCCUUCGCAGGUUUCUGGUACUGAACCCGGCCAAGCGGUGUACCCUUGAGCAAAUCAUGAAGGACAAAUGGAUCAACAUCGGCUAUGAGGGAGAAGAGCUAAAGCCCUACACGGAGCCUGAGGAGGACUUUGGAGACCCCAAACGCAUUGAGGUGAUGGUGAGCAUGGGCUACACUCGGGAAGAGAUCAAAGAGGCCUUGACGAGCCAGAAAUACAAUGAGGUCACAGCCACCUACCUCCUGCUGGGCAGGAAGAAUGAGGAGGGUGGGGAUAGGGGCGCCCCUGGGCUGGCCCUGGCUCGAGUUCGAGCACCUAGUGAGGCAGCCAAUGGCCCCAGCAAAAGCUCCAGCUCCAGCCAGAACAAAAGUCAGAGGAGUUCUUCAUCUACCUAUCACCGGCAGCGCCGGCACAGCGAUUUCUGUGGCCCAUCCCCAGCACCCCUGCACCCCAAACGUAGCCCCACAAGUACGGGAGAGACCGAGCUGAAGGAGGAGCGGCUACCGGGCCGCAAGACCAGCUGUAGCACGGCUGGGGGUGGGAGCCGAGGCCUGCCCCCAGCUAGCCCCAUGGUCAGCAGUGCCCACAAUCCCAACAAAGCGGAGAUCCCCGAGAGACGCAAAGACAGUUCAGGCACACCUAAUAACCUCCCCCCUAGUGUGAUGACCCGUCGGAACACUUAUGUGUGUACAGAGCGUCCAGGCGCCGAGCGCCCCUCCCUGCUGCCCAAUGGAAAGGAGAACAGCUCGGGCACUCCUCGGGUUCCCCCAGCCUCGCCCUCGAGCCACAGUCUGGCACCCCCAGGGGGUGAGCGAAGCCGUCUGGCUCGGGGCUCCACUAUCCGCAGUACCUUCCACGGCGGGCAGGUGCGGGACCGGCGGGCAGGGGGUGGGAGCGGGGUCCAGAAUGGGCCUCCCGCCUCCCCUACCCUGGCCCACGAGGCCUCACCUCUGCCCACCGGGCGACCUAGACCCACCGCCAACCUCUUCAGCAAACUCACCUCCAAACUGACCCGCAGGGUCACCCUCGACCCCUCUAAACGGCAGAACUCUAACCGCUGUGUGUCUGGGGCCUCUCUGCCCCAGGGAUCCAAGAUCAGGUCGCAGACCAACCUGAGAGAAUCGGGGGACCUGAGGUCACAGGUUGCCAUCUACCUUGGGAUCAAGAGGAAGCCACCCCCCGGCUGCUCCGAUUCCCCUGGAGUGUGAAGUUGACUAGCUCCCGCCCACCGGAGGCCCUGAUGGCAGCCCUUCGCCAGGCCACUGCGGCCGCCCGAUGCCGCUGCCGCCAGCCCCAGCCCUUCCUGCUGGCCUGCCUGCACGGUGGGGCCGGCGGGCCCGAGCCCCUGUCCCACUUCGAGGUGGAGGUGUGUCAGUUGCCCCGGCCAGGCCUCCGGGGCGUCCUCUUCCGACGGGUGGCGGGCACUGCCCUGGCCUUCCGCACGCUGGUCACCCGCAUCUCCAAUGACCUGGAGCUCUGAGACUGACCGUGCCCUGCUAUAUCAGAGACUUUGAAGGGGCCGGGGGAAGGGGAGCCCCCCAGUGCCCCGCUGAAGAGCUCGGCUCCCCCUGGUCCUUCUUCCACUCCACUGACGACACUAUGCUGGGAUUGGGGCGGGGGGAGGAAUGUCGGAGGGGGUGGCCACCAUAGUUAUUCUAGUCUUUUAGAGCAAGAAUCAUCCUUAGAGACCAUCAAGUUCAAUCUUUCCCAUUUUACAGAGGGGGAAACUGAGUUUCAGGGAGGGGAAGGGACUUGCACAAGGUCAGAUAGUUGGGGGGCAUUAGAACCCAGCUUUCCUGCCUCCCUGUUCAUUCUCCCACACCAAAGCCUGGACCCACUCCUACCCCACCUGGCCCUAGAAUGAGGCAUGGAAGCAAGAGGUGGGGGCCGGCCGGACAGGUCCUUGGUGUAAGUCAGGCACCUGGCUGGCACAGUGGCCUGGGAGGCAGGAGCCCUAGGUUUUCCCUCUUGAUUCUUACUCUCUUGACCUUGGUCAAGUAAUCGAGGCCUCGGUUUCCCUCAUCUGACAAAGGAGAGAGUUAGACUAGCUUGGUCUCCAGGGUAUCUCCUAGCUCCGGCCCCAGUUUUUUUGGGGGGGAGGCAAUUGGAGGGAACCUUGUAGAACCUAGAUUCCCCACUCUUUCCAGGAUGACUUGCCAGAGACUUUGCUGGAAAGCUGGGGGGAUGGGGUGGGGAAGGGGUUAAAGGGGGUUAAAGGGGGGACAGGGUUCCUGUCUGCCCCCUGAUUCACCAAGAGGAUGUAUCAUGCACGAGACUGAACUUUGGGCUGGGUGGCAAAUUGGCCGUGAAGGCCAGGUACAGGGUUCCAGGAGGAGCUUGGAUAUAGGGGAUGGACGCCCCCCCCCCCCAGCCUGAGGGUUUUCCUUUCCCUUUCUUUCCUUCUAAAACCACCUCAGGUGCCCAAAACUGAUUUGGAUUGGACUCUCUAUGGGGCGAAGUUCUCAAAUUCUCCCCCUUCCGUUACCUGGGGUGAGAAGUUUGGGGGGAGGGGAGCUGGGAGGACUGGGGCCCCCCUCUCCUUCUGUCCUCCCUCCCCCUGCUUCCACCCCCCAAUCAGACCCCUUCCCUUGCCCUCUUUUCCCUGGCACUUUGUAUAAAUCCUUGUAAAUAGGUCCUCCCUCCUGCCUCCCAACCUCUCCUUGCCCUGUCCGCCAAGGGAACUGCCUCCAGUUUUUAAGUUAUUAUGCCCCUGGUUCCCCCAGCCCAGCCCUGGCCCCUGCCGCCUGUUACCAAUAAAAUUAGGAGAUUCCCCCUG
Messenger RNA from Monodelphis domestica (gray short-tailed opossum), 3943 nucleotides. It is a transcript of the gene MARK4, whose product is annotated as microtubule affinity regulating kinase 4. Gene Ontology annotation, biological process: protein phosphorylation; intracellular signal transduction; microtubule cytoskeleton organization. Lineage: Eukaryota; Metazoa; Chordata; Mammalia; Didelphimorphia; Didelphidae. Gene Ontology annotation, molecular function: ATP binding; tau-protein kinase activity; protein binding. Gene Ontology annotation, cellular component: cytoplasm. The record is from RefSeq and is a predicted model, not a curated record.